AAUUGCAAAGCCCGAACCCGUUGUUUGUUGCGGGGUAGCCGAAUAUGCUUGACUAGCUAUGAGACGCAUCUUAUGACAUAACAAUAUUCUACAUCUGUUCAGCAUUACCUAUUAAUUAUAAAUUCUGAUAGUCUAACGGAAGUAUGGAAGCAUGCUUCUUUCAGUUACCUGCGUUAUGCUUGGCUUCCUCGUGCUUCCUGUCGUUUACGGUGUCACCAAAUCUUGAUUACCCAGCAUCAAAAACUCACUGUAUAUUGUAAUAUCCCACGGAGGACCUAGCGGUCUUACUUGAACUUCAAUAGUUCGUUGAUCUUGAUAAUUAUUUCUACGUGGUCUUUUCUCUACUGUCCCCAACCACGCUAUACCGUUAACAAGACUUUCGCCUCGGGUCAGACGUUUAGAGAACAGGAUGGCAGGCCCUUCCACGAAGAUUCGCAUUGCAACCGCGUCUCCAGCCACGCAGCGCACUAGACAAGAUACACUUGCCGAGCUCGAAAGGCUUGCACAAUCCGCAGGGGAAAGAAAAGCGGACUUCUUGCUUUUGCCCGAAGCGUUCUUGGGUGGGUACCCUAGAGGUAUAGCCUUCGGAGGCAAGCUCGGGGAACGACCCGCCGGGGCCCGCGACGAGUUCCGCAAGUAUUUUCAGGGGGCGAUCGAUCUGGGUGAUGUCGUCGGACCUGGUGGGGCGGGUGGGAUGGACAGGUGGGUGAGAAGGGAAUUGGGGGGCGAAGAGAGUGUUGAGGAGGGGACAUCUGGGGACCUGGGAUUGUCCUGCCGGAGAGGCGAUGGCACGCGCGAGGAACUUGAGCGUGUCGCUCGUGAGACGGGCGUUUUCAUCGUCGUGGGACUUGUGGAGCGGGCGGGGGGGAGCUUGUAUUGUGCUGUUGCGUAUGUUUGUCCUCAACGGGGCGUUGUUGGAAAGAGGAGGAAGGUCAUGCCGACAGGUAUGGAGCGGCUCAUCUGGGCACAAGGCUCGCCGGCGACACUGAAGGCCGUCAGCACCACUAUCCGAGGCGUUCGCGUGAACCUCGCCGCCGCCAUCUGCUGGGAGAACUACAUGCCGCUCCUGAGGCAAUCCCUCUAUCAACAGAAUAUUAACUUGUAUUUUGCCCCAACGGCUGAUGGUGGAGAUGCAUGGCUUUCACUCAUGCGAACAAUCGGGACUGAAGGACGCUGCUUCGUCGUAAGCUCCAACAUGUGCGUCCGAGAACCGAACGCCGAAGUGACUGCCGAGCCACAGCCGAGACUCGGCUCAACCACCUCAAAGGAGCAGGAUGGUCUCGACUUGGUUGUCCCGAAGGCACGUCGUCGGUCCGUGUUCGAUGACGACGGAAAUGAAAUCGUGCUCAGUAGCCCUGGUACCAGCACUUCCAAGCCGAAGGAGGCCAUCGCUGAUUCAGGAUCGGCCGUUGCGGAAGGCGACAUGUUCGGGGAUGUGAAGUACCUGACACGCGGUGGUUCGAGCAUCGUCUCGCCCUAUGGGGAAGUCCUUGCCGGUCCGCAAUGGGAAGAUUCGCACAGCCUUAUCUAUGCCGAUGUUGAUCUUGAGGAAUGCGUCCGUGGACGCCUGGAUCUCGAUACGGCGGGGAGUUAUUCUAGAAACGAUUCUUUUAAAUUAUCGGUUGAGGGCCUGGAUCUAGAUCCUCUGCCGUACUACGGGUAAUCGAUACGACAUGUGACGCUAUAUCUAACAAAAUUGACGCGAUGUAUCAUGGGUUCGGAUGGAAAGUGAUAGGAACAGAAUGUCUAAGAAACUAAUCGUAGUUCGCUGCGCUUCGAGUUUGAUCGAUAGAGAUGUAAUAUUGCAAAUAACGCAUUCUUAAGUUGAAUAAACCAGCUAUCUGAUUUUACUGUCGUCCACUCUCGCAACCAUUAGCGAAUUCAUACUAGUCCUCCAAAACAUGAAAUGCUGUGGCAUAAGACCAAAA
This is a messenger RNA of Xylaria bambusicola, 1928 nucleotides long. RefSeq names its product carbon-nitrogen hydrolase. Lineage: Eukaryota; Fungi; Ascomycota; Sordariomycetes; Xylariales; Xylariaceae. The transcript has 6 exons. The record is from RefSeq and is a predicted model, not a curated record. Bases 410 to 1663 code for a protein of 417 amino acids. Gene Ontology annotation, molecular function: catalytic activity.